AAGCCAAGAAGUUUUGACGGUUCACUGUGGUUCACUGUAUACUUUACGUGCAAUAUGUGUUAAGUAAACUUUACCGUUUAUUAUGAAUUACGUAAAAUUAUUUGGAAUAAUUUAGUAAACAAGAAUAUCAUGAAAUAACAAUUUUUAUAAUCAAUCGUUGAACCGUUAUUGAACGUUUAAGAGAAAUUGUGUGAUAACAGCGUGACUAAAAUUUUGUUACGAAAAAUACUUCCAUAUUACUCUGAUUAAAGUAAACUACGGAUGAAAAGCAUAACUGAGAAUGUUGCAUAAAAAAGAGAGUAACCGUCGUAUGUUCAUCGACAUUAAUUUAUUAAUCGAACAAAAUGCUAAAAUCGAAAUCUGUAAGGUAGCAUGUAUAAACAUGUGAAGCCGUUGUAUCACGCGGCCAUUCGUAAAUAUUGCAGCACCUUUCACUGCAAACAGAGAUAUUAUUCAUAAUGGUUGUUUGAAAACCUGUGAAAUAUUGUAACGUGAAAACGAUGAUUUAUCGAAAUCAUGUGAAAUCAUGUGAUGAGUACAAAAAUUCAAAACUAUAAUUUAAAAAAACUGAAAAUUGAAUAUUUAAAUUGACAUGACGAUAUCGUUAUUUAAAAAUACACAUUUCUCAGUUUCUCUUAAUUCAUACAUCACCGAAAAAUAUAUGUGAUUACACAAAGUAUAUUUGAACAAUGAAAUCUUUGUUAAAAAGUUAACAACAUUGUAGAAAAACAAUGUAGUAAUGUAAAGGAAUAAGUAUGGACAUGUGAUAAAAAUAAUUCUAACAGUGCAAAGCAGUGCCAAAGUCAUAGAGCAAAAUGUUUGGUACAACAACCUUCGUAAGCAGGUCACUCCUACCAAUUUUGAUAUUAUUGACAUUAUACUUCCUUGGAAUGGACAUUUUACUAUAUUCUAGAAUACAAAAUUAUGAUAUACGACCAACUUCAAAUGGUACACGAUAUGUUUCAAUUAUACCCUGUGAUUUUAAUCCAUUGUGUACAGUGACUGUGAAAGGAUUAAUGCUCGACCAUCCAAAUUAUUUUCUUCUAAGCCCGCUUGUGGCUAUCAUGGACAAUCUAUUACACAUUAGCGAUUCUUGGACAUGGAUAACACCAAAUGCAAUCAGUUGUUUUCACGUGUUAAUAGCAGUGAUGGCUGGUAAAUGUAUUUCCAGUGAUUCAUUAUCUCAUAGACGCUUAGGUGUAAUACUCUUUCAAGCAAGAACAUGGUUGGAUGAUCUAGAUGGACACGUUGCUAGAAAAAGAGCAAAUAUCGAUGGGGAACGAUCGGAUGUUGGUUCGACUGGUUAUAUCGUCGAUGGUGUUUGCGAUGCUUUGAGUUGUGUUGUUUUAAUUAUUUGUCUGUAUCAAUAUCUUGUCCAUAAUUCAAACAGACGUGGAGGAUACGAUAAGCUAUCACAGCUUCCUGUUUCUUCAGUUCUUGAAUCUGGAAACGUAACCUCAAAAACUUCAAACACAGCACUUCGUAAUAUAUUACUUAUGUCCGUCCACUUGUUCUUGACCAGUGCUGCCUGGAAUCGAUAUAUAUCUUUAUACCAGGAUCUUCUUGAGACUGAAUAUAGAACACCAUCGAUUAGUAGGGAACAUCUUUACGCUAGACAGACAACUAUAUUCAGAGGUUUAUCAUUUUGGAUAAUAGUCCUUUGCUGGAAAUUUAUAAAUUUUCAUGCUGUCAUAGAUUAUCUACUUUUGGCAAUAUUUUUGGAUCGAACACGGGAGUAUAUCAGACUUAUAAGAUGGCCUUCGUACGUGGUUAUAUUGCUGCUUGUUUAUAUAACCGAAUUUCAUUUUCUACAGGCCUAUGCAUAUGUACAAGGUGUACCAUUGAUGAAGAGAUAACUUCAUCCGAUGUUUUCUCCCAAGGAU
Colletes gigas is the source of this 1883-nucleotide messenger RNA. It is a transcript of the gene Cpes, whose product is annotated as ceramide phosphoethanolamine synthase. The coding region runs from base 816 to 1856 and encodes 346 amino acids. Gene Ontology annotation, cellular component: membrane. Gene Ontology annotation, molecular function: phosphotransferase activity, for other substituted phosphate groups. The transcript has a single exon. Gene Ontology annotation, biological process: phospholipid biosynthetic process. NCBI's taxonomy places the organism in Eukaryota, Metazoa, Arthropoda, Insecta, Hymenoptera, Colletidae. The record is from RefSeq and is a predicted model, not a curated record.